Molecule: messenger RNA, 5205 nt
Organism: Dothidotthia symphoricarpi CBS 119687
Lineage: Eukaryota; Fungi; Ascomycota; Dothideomycetes; Pleosporales; Dothidotthiaceae
Exons: 2
Coding region: 75-4745 (1556 amino acids)
Biological process (GO): transcription initiation at RNA polymerase II promoter
Cellular component (GO): transcription factor TFIID complex
Molecular function (GO): RNA polymerase II general transcription initiation factor activity; transcription cis-regulatory region binding; chromatin binding
Source: RefSeq, a predicted model, not a curated record
ACCCACCAACCCACCGCGCCCAACUACAACCCCACGAUCGCACCCGGGGAGCAGGAUCGCCUGCGUCGCCCAACAUGGCGCCCACGGAGACCACCGAGGUACCGGACGAGCCUUCGACGGGCGACUCGUUCGAUGUGCUGAAGCAGAAGCUCGAGCUCGACAUCAGCUUCUGCCCGCGCCGCGUCCAGGGCACCACGACGCUCGACAUCCAGCCCAAGAACUCGCAGCUGCGCGAGAUUGUCCUCAACUGUCGCCAGCUGCGGCCCACGCGCGUCCGCGUCGAGGGCCAGACGGCCGCCUUCAGCUACUCGAACCUGCACCAGCGCCUGACCCUCUACCCCGGCACCGGCCUCGACCAGUACCACUAUGCCAAGGAGCGCAUCUCGCGCCACGUCGACGAGCGCUCCGCCGACGAGCUGGUCAUCUUCGUCCCAGACAAGGCCAAGCCGCGCGAGGUGCGCCCGCAGGAGGCAGGCAUGCCCGAGGACGCCCAGGGCACCUUCUACGCCCCGCUGAAGCUCGAGGUCGACUAUGUCCUGGACGACUUCCGCGAUGCCCUGCACUUUGUCGGCGUCGAGGAUGGCGACGCCCGCUUCCCGCACUGCUAUACGCGCAACUCGCCCUUCCCCGGCACCGCCUCCAGCCUGUUCCCGUGCCUCGACGACGGCUCCUCGCGAUGUCUCUUCGAGCUCUCCAUCCGCUAUCCGCGCACCAUGGGCGACGCUCUCACCAAAGCCCCUUCACCAGUCCCAAGCACGACCGCCCAGCCACUCGCGAACGAGGCAGACAAAGCCGACAGUGUCAUGGCAGACGCCGACGACGACCACGUCGACCUCUCUGACGAGGAAAGGGCCACGGAAAUGUCCGUCAUCUGCUCUGGCGGCUUGACUGACGAUAUUGUGGACCCAAACGACCCCUCACGAAAGACGGCGAGCUUUGCAUGCGAUACCAUGGUUCUUGCUCAGCAUAUAGGCUUUGUCAUCGGGCCUUUUGAGCACGUCAACCUUUCUGAAUACCGAGACACGGCCGACGACGAACGCCUCGGAACAAACGCCAUCAAGGUGCACGCCUUCUGUCUGCCAGGCAAGGAGGACGAGGUCAGAAACAGCGCCAUGAUGCUCGCUCGCUCUCUCGACAGCUUCACUGAGCGCUUCCAGAGCUACGCCUUUGGGAAUGCAUACAAGCUUGCCUUCGUCGACGAUCUCGAAUGCGACACAGCCCAUACGGCCUCCUUCUCCAUUUGCAGCUCCCGCCUGCUCUUCCCAGAGACUGUGUGGGAACCUCUCGAGCAUACGACCAGAGUCCUGGUUCACGCUGUGGCCAGCCAGUGGAUAGGAGUUGAUGUCAUUGCUCAGAGCCCUUACGACUACUGGAUAAUCAUCGGUGGCUCAUGGUUCAUGGCCGAGCUGUAUCUGCGCGAGCUAUUUGGUCGCAACGAUUGGCGAUUCCGGCAAAAGAUGAUGGUCGACAAAGUCACUCAAAUGGACCACAAGCGACCAUCUCUCGUAAACCUAGGCAACUUUCUGCAACUGGACCCCGCCGAGCAGGAGUUCAUGGAGCUUAAGUCUUUACUGGUGUUGGGCAUCCUUCACAAUCGGCUCGUCAAGCAAAGCGGCAAGAAUGGUGUUGAUAGAUGUCUGUACCGCAUGUUGUUCAACGCUCGUCAAGGGAAAUACACCAACGGCGCAAUCAACACGGAUGAUUUCCUCGACAUCUGCGAGAAGGUCGGUCAUCAAAAGCUCGAUGCAUUCUUCAAGCAGUGGAUCGAAGGCUCAGGCUGCCCUACCUUUGAAUGCUUUCCCACCUUCAAUAAAAAGAAGCAGGUUGUGCAGCUUACAAUCAAACAAAUACAGGCCGACUCAUCGAUCACGACUAUUGAGAGCCCUCUUGCUGCGGAUGACUUCAUGCGAGAAGCCAAAGAACGUUCACGCCAAUUUAAUCCAAGGCAACAAUGGCCCGUUUUUGUCGGUCCAAUGACCAUUCGUAUACACGAAGCGGACGGAACGCCUUAUGAACACAUAGUCGAUAUCAACUCAUCAAACGUCAAAGUGGAGAUCCCGUACAACACGAAGUACAAGCGAUUAAAGCGGAACAAGCUCAAUCGCGAGCGACAGGAUGCUGCAGCAAACUUAAAUGCGUCAGGAGAAGCCCAGGAAGAUGUCACCUUCUACAUGUUGGGAGAUCUCUUCACGAAUGCCCAAGACCACGAGGAAUGGCGACUAGAUGACUGGCCGCCAGAGGACGAGGCGAAACAGGAACAAGAGCAUUACGAGUGGAUUCGCGUCGAUGCAGAUUUCGAGUGGAUCGCCAAAGCUCACAUCAAUGACAUGCCAUCGUACAUGUAUAUCUCACAACUGCAGCAGGACAAGGAUGUUGUUGCACAGGCCGAGUCUAUACAAUUUCUUGCUACGAGAGAAGGUCACAGACUCAUCUCUACUUUUUUGAUCAAAACGUUGAUGGACAAUCGAUACUUCCACGGCAUACGGACGAUGGCCGCUGAAGUCAUGGCACAAAGCGCUAAGCAGAGAACGGACUGGGUCGGGCUCUUCCACCUGAAGAAGGCUUUCCGCGAGCUCUUCUGUAUCCCAGGGUCGCCAAUGACACGAGCGAACGACUUCUCCGACCGGAGCUCUUACUUGAUCCAGUGUGCUAUUCCGAAAGCAAUUGCGAAGAUCAAAGGCGAGGAUGGAAAAGUCCCCAUGGAGGCGAAGCGCUUCUUGCUCGAUAUCAUACGGUAUAACGACAACCGUGGAAACGACUACAGCGACGAUCAUUACAUCUCAAUGCUGAUGAAUUGCCUGGCAGAAUCACUGACAAGUACGACGACUGGCAUGGAUGACUCCUUCAACUUUGCUCAGCAAGCAGAAGAGUUCGAGUUUGCUAAGAAGGCUAUUGAGGAGCUUACUCGUCACCAGCGCCUUGACGAAUGGAUUCCUACGUAUCAAAACAUAUACACCACAACUGCCCUUGACUGUGCUAUGAAGCUCAGCAUGAAUCGGGUAACACCAUUCAAGCCUUCGGAGUUUCUGCAAUAUGCUCAACUGGGCAAUGCGGACAAUGUUCGAUUGAAGGCGUGGGAGUGUCUCAUUCGCCUGGGCAUGGUUCGCAAGGACAGCAUUAUGAAGUUCAUGAUUCAUGAAAUUCGGUCGGAUCCUUCGCCCUAUUUCAGGAGACAACUGCUUGGCGUCUUCGAUGUGGCCGUUGGACAGAUAGCUACCGGCGAUGUCUUCGUCCCAGAGAGGAUUGCCGAUCACGCUACUGACGCUUUGAUCGUUGAAUCAGAUGCCGAUGGUGCUGAUCGAGCAUCAAACAUAGCUCGCCAGCAGUUGGACGGCGCACUCAAGGGGCUGCAGGGUGACCUGGUGAAUAACCAGACGUUACGCGCUGCGCUGGAAGAGGCCUUGAAGUCGACAACACUAUCAGUCAACGAUAUGUCCGACCUGUUAGAAUUCUGCGACAUUGUAUACAAGGGCCGUAAGAAGAAUGCACUACACGUUACUCUACACUUGCCACGUUACUGGAAAGCGCAGCAUGUUGGCUCGGCAAGGGUUCGCUUCUGGCAGAUUGAAAAGUUCCGGUCCAAGCCGAUACGACCUCUGGUCGAAGAAGCUCCAGCUUCGCUACCGCGCGAGGCGCCGUUGGAACAACCACCACCGCUGGCACUACCGGCUCCUCCGCCGCCUGUGAUGACUGCGACGACUGCGACGACGGCAACAACAACAGCGACAGCAGCUACGACAACUCCAACGAUGACGACUCCCCUUGUAGCGCCCCCUAAACAGAAGCUGUCACUCAAGAUCGCCACGAAGCCCAAGUCUGCCGUGUCGCCUCCGCCUGUGCAUUCAGCGCUGCCCGACUUUGGGAACCAGUCUCGCGCCUUUUCUCCAGCUAUUCGGGAUUCUCCUGCGUUGAUGUCAGCAAGAGCCUCGCCAGUGCCUCUACCUCCCGCUCCGAAAAUCAAGAUCAAGCAAGAGUCGCGAGCGCCUUCUCGAGUACCGACUCCACGCGUGUCGCCCGCUCCAGCAGACAGAUCCCAACCAAAGGUCCCGACUCCAGCCCCAAUUACUCAAAAACCUAUCCCUACGCCAGCCGUCGCUCCUCCGGCCCAAACGCCGGCUCCUCCUGCAGCCACACCUACACCAACGCAGCCAAAGCCGAAACCCACACCCGUCCACGUCCCCGCCGCUCCAACACCCCCCGCAAUCAACUCUCCCAUCCCGCUCCCCGCGCCAAAACUCAAAAUCAAAACAAAACUCGCAAACCCCUCCUCUUCGGCCGCUUCUCCUCGCCCAAGCGCUGCGCCUUCUCCCCGCCCCCUCGCUGCCCCCUCGCCGCGACCUAGCGUUGCGCCGUCCCCUCGCCCCAGCGCCGCUCCACCCGCACGGCCCAACGCCGCGCUUCCACCCCGGCCGAGCGCCAAUCCUGCGCCCCGUCCCUCAAGCACGAAUGCACUUGCAGCCGGCAACGCGGGGCUCAAGCCGCCGCGCCCAAAGCGGAGUAAGAUCGUCAAGCUGCGUCUUGCGCCCGAGGUGCUGGCGCGGUUCGCGAGCGACAAGAGCGACAAGAGUAAGAAGAGGAAAGUUAUCGGUGGGCAUGCCGGAGACGAGCGCCCGUUCAAGAGACAGAGUCUGGAACUUGGUGGGGCGAGUGCAGGGAAAUUGGUCAAGGUCGAGAGGUAUGGAGGUGAUCAGCCGAGGCUGGUUGUUCGUAUUCGGAUUGGGCGCGCGAGGUUGCCUCCUGAGUGAUGGGAAUCUACCGCAGCUGGAGAUGGAGAUGAGGAGUAGUGAAGAGACGAACGGGAGGAGUCGAGGUUAAGAUUCAGACUGAGCGUGGGGGAUGUGCACUUUUUCCGCCUGGGAUAUGAUUUCAGCAUGCAUGCAUUUUACGGUGUUUACUAAGGGGAAUUGCACAUGGACUAUCAAUGGACAUGGGAUAUGGAGUAGUCGGUCAUGGAGGCUGGUACGGUACGCUACGGUACGGUACGAUAUGACAGUACUGCAUUGCAUUUGCAUUCAGCGAGGGCGUUUCUUUUAUCUUCUCUUUCUUCCAUGGAGUCUCCGGCCUGUUAGGUGGGUUUGCGUAAAAACGGACAUGGGCGUGGCAUGGCAUGGCAUUAGUAUGGCGUAUACCCUUCCCCUUCUGUUCAGAUGCUUGGGUGCGGAACAAGUAGAUGGAUAAUAUCUGAUUCAAUGAGUUUAUUCCUGC